This is a messenger RNA of Cygnus olor (mute swan), 2038 nucleotides long. RefSeq names its product gap junction protein beta 1 (gene GJB1). Gene Ontology annotation, cellular component: connexin complex. The record is from RefSeq and is a predicted model, not a curated record. Gene Ontology annotation, biological process: cell communication. Lineage: Eukaryota; Metazoa; Chordata; Aves; Anseriformes; Anatidae. The transcript is spliced from 2 exons. The coding region runs from base 1023 to 1859 and encodes 278 amino acids.
AGGCGGGUGCUUCCUGGGUGCUGUGCGGGGUGCUGUGCCUCGCUUGGGGGUGGCCUCGUCCCGAAAGCCAGCACAAGGCAGGGAGCAUAGGAUGGGGGCGGCAGACCCCUCGCCAAGGGGUGGAUGGAGGUGGGAAGGCAGGCAGCAUGCCAAGCCCCGCUGCGUGAUGCCAAGGGGCACCCAGAGGGGCCCGGGGCUGUGCCUUCCCCAGGACUAUCGCUCGCUGGAAGCAGAGAUGUUCCCGCAGGCUCGGGAUCAGGGAUGGGGUUUGCUGCCCAGCCUGCAGCCCAGACCCUGAUCCCAGUGUCCCAUCCAGCCCGGCCCCCGCCCCAGGAGCAGCCCCCUCCGGUCAGACACACCCAGGGCACUCCCUCGCACUGGCCGGAUGUCCAGCUGCAAGAGGAACGGGGAUAGAAACCCACAUCGGGAUGGAAACCCACAUCGGUCCACGGGGGACGGGUUGCCAUGGAAAUGCCAGUGCUCUGCAGCACAGCUCCAGCUGCAGCCCGCUCGCCCUCGCCGCGGUGCGAGCAGCGGGGCCAGCCCUGCCCGGGGGCUGGUGGCCCACCCCGGUGACACCAGCACCGCCGCCAGCUGCCCACCCCGCAGUCCCCUCCGCUUGAAGGGGAAAUGGUUUCUGCCCUGCAAUAAGGGGCUGGCCCUGCCCUUCUGCGCCCCCAUCCUCACACAGCCCCAGCUGCCCGCUGUCCCUGCCUGCCCCCCCCAGCCAGGACCCCCCGUGCAAGCUGGUGACAGGGGACACACUGCUAUUAAGCUACUGCCUUUGCAGAACUCCCAAGCCUGCCAUCUGCUCCGGGUGUCCUUGACCAUCAGCAGUGUUUCUUUGGAGACCUGGCAAAGCCCAGGGGACACCGUGUCCCCUAGGGUAUUUGUGGUUAACAUCUGUGUGGCGAUGAGGGACAUCCUCAGCUCCGGGGGACAUGUUUAGGGCUGCUGGCAAAGAGAAGCAAAAGGGAACUGAACCGCAAAGCCAUCCUGGCACGGGGAAGGCGUGAGGAACGAUGAACUGGGCCGGCCUCUACGCGGUGCUGAGCGGGGUGAACCGCCACUCCACUGCCAUCGGGCGCAUCUGGCUCUCCGUCAUCUUCAUCUUCAGGAUAAUGGUGCUGGUGGUGGCGGCCGAGAGCGUCUGGGGGGACGAGAAGUCUGCCUUCACCUGCAACACGCAGCAGCCAGGCUGCAACAGCGUCUGCUACGACCACUUCUUCCCCAUCUCCCACAUCCGCCUGUGGGCCCUGCAGCUCAUCCUCGUCACCACGCCAGCCCUGCUGGUGGCCAUGCACGUGGCCUACCAGCAGCACCAGGAGAAGAAGCUGCUGAUGAUGACAGGGCACGGGGACGCCAAGCACCUGGAGGAGGUGAAGAAGCACAAGAUACGCAUCGCGGGCUCGUUGUGGUGGACGUAUGUCUUCAGUGUGGUCUUCAGGCUGCUCUUCGAGGCGGUGUUCAUGUACAUCUUCUACAUGAUCUACCCGGGCUACCAGAUGGUGCGGCUGGUCAAGUGCGAGGCCUACCCCUGCCCCAACACCGUCGACUGCUUCGUCUCCCGGCCCACCGAGAAGACCAUCUUCACCGUCUUCAUGCUGGUCACCUCCAGCAUCUGCAUCGUGCUCAACAUGGCCGAGCUGGUCUACCUGGUGGUGCGGGCCUGCGCCCGGCGGGGCCGGCAAAACUCCAACCCCUCGUCGGGGAAGGGCUCUUUCUACGGGCACAAGCUCUCCGAGUAUAAGCAGAACGAGAUCAACCAGCUGCUGACGGAGCAGGACGGCUCCCUCAAGGACAUGCUGCGCCGCAACCCCGGGCUGCAGGAGAAGGGCGACCGCUGCUCCGCCUGCUAAGGCCCACGCCGCAGGGGCUGCAGCCCUUGCCCCUGCCCCACAGCCUCCCCACAGCCCCGGGGGGGGGCCUCACGCCGCCCACAUCCUGAGUACAGCACCCCCCCGGUGCCAGCCCUCCUGGACAGUGAGGAGGGCACAGCUGCUGCUGCGCGCUCGGGCCAUUAAAUCUCCGUUCUCAG